AGCCAGUGAUUAUUACGAUCUUUUUUUUCGUCCCAAAUCGUCCUCGACGAGUGAAACCUCGAAUCGAAGUUUUAAUUAAUAAUAACAGCACAAACCUCAUUUUUUCUACUUCGAAAUUUAAGAUUACUUUUAAUUAAAGGUAUUUUUUAUUUCUAUUAAUGUAAAAGUUUUAUUCAUCGUUGCUGUUUCUUUCAGAAUCGACCGACGUCGCUCUUGUCCUCCUCUAAGUAUAAUUUUUCAGGGUGCUACUAACAGAUGAUUGAAUGCGCUCUCUGUUUCAGAUCGGUCGAAGGAUUCGACAGGAUCCCAAGGUCUAGCGAGCUAUCCGCUACGGCACAGAAAAAAAUCGGAUAUGUACCGCGCACGCAGAAUGCUAAUGUCGAUGCUAAAUGCUUUUGUCUCCACACGUGCUGCGAAUGCCAGAAAACGUACAAGUCGCGGAUGGCCCUGAACCGGCACGUGCGAGAGGAAUGCGGCAGAAUCUUGUAUACCUGUCCGUACUGUCGCAACAUCAUGCCAAUGAAGUUCAAUCUAUUGAAUCACCUGAAGAAGGAGCACGGUUGCUAAGAUUUAACUCGACGAGUGAUUGCCGAAGAGACAAUUCUCUCUACUCGCUUCGCGAUCGUAUCGAUUCUCACGUUAAUACCGCUUAUCUACGAACGAGCGAAACUCUUUUGAAGUUCGAGUGGCAAAACGUGACACUUGUUUACAGUACAACGCUGUGAACGAUUAAGAGUAACAUUUGUGUUCAAACUUGCUGCGUUUCACAAUUGUAAUGUUAAGAAAAAAUGGUUCGAGAGAUAUUCUUCAGUGCUUUGUGCCGCGAAAAAUUUAUGAAAUUUCAUAUGUUGUGUAAAACGAGUUUAUUAUUAACACAGAUAUGCAACGUUAUAUAUUAUUAAAUGAUUAUCUAAGGUGUAUGAUUGUAGAAACUAUAAUACACAUUUUUUCUGAAAUA
Molecule: messenger RNA, 958 nt
Organism: Temnothorax curvispinosus
Lineage: Eukaryota; Metazoa; Arthropoda; Insecta; Hymenoptera; Formicidae
Product: transcription factor grauzone-like
Exons: 2
Coding region: 256-567 (103 amino acids)
Source: RefSeq, a predicted model, not a curated record